Molecule: messenger RNA, 2920 nt
Organism: Conger conger (European conger)
Lineage: Eukaryota; Metazoa; Chordata; Actinopteri; Anguilliformes; Congridae
Gene: nkain1
Product: sodium/potassium transporting ATPase interacting 1
Exons: 8
Coding region: 639-1262 (207 amino acids)
Biological process (GO): regulation of sodium ion transport
Source: RefSeq, a predicted model, not a curated record
GGUCGCGCGCACAGGCUGCAGAAUUCAUAUUACAAAUGAGGGCUUGGUUGAACCCCCCACUAUCCCUCCUCCUCCCUUCACUCCCCCUUUUUUUUCUCCCGCUCGCCCAGCAGUGAGAUUGACAAAGACCCCGAAACAGGCUCGGCUGGGCUCACCGCAGACUCCUGCAAAUACAUUUAUUUACCAUUUUACACGUUUCUGUGAGCUGUUGUCUUUUCGGCACAUCUAAUCGGAGCAGCGAACGCCGCAAACCCCAGAUUGAAGGUGUGGCGGCGGCGAAAGGAGUCGGAUACAGCCCCGGUGACUCGCUGUAGGUAGGACCACGGACUCCACCAGCUACAAGAAGAUAUUUCGCCAGAUAUCAUUUUGACUUGUACUGUUUAUAGACUCCGACAGACAUGACUAUGAAAUGGAAAAACAGUUAUAAUUAACCAUGGUGUAAAAUUGAUCUUGAACGCACCGGGGCGCAGAAGGCGUGAUAGGAGGGUUGGUCGCUACAGCGAUGUGCUGAGCCUGGAGGCGGUGUGUGGUCAUUAGAACCGCGGCGCAGUCGAAUCUUAUCCGGAGCUGACUUGGAAGAUUUUGCCUUUUCCGCCGAGACCUCUGCGGCCAAAAGCCGUAUCCACUUGACAAACAGAAUGGGAAAGUGCAAUGGAAGGUGUACGCUAGUUGUCAUCUGUUCCUUACAGCUGGCGGCUGCUCUGGAGAGGCAAGUCUUUGACUUCCUGGGAUAUCAAUGGGCACCUAUCCUGGCCAACUUCCUGCACAUUAUGGCUGUGAUACUGGGAAUCUUCGGCACUGUGCAGUUCCGCUCUCGCUACCUCAUCCUGUAUGCACUGUGGCUGGUUCUCUGGGUCGGCUGGAACUCAUUCAUCAUUUGCUUCUACCUGGAGGUGGGGCACCUGUCCCAGGACAGAGACUUCUUGAUGACCUUUAACACGUCUCUACACCGGUCCUGGUGGAUGGAGAACGGGCCGGGCUGCCUGGUCACUCCGGUGACAAACUCUAUCUUGGCUCCGGAUGACCACCAUGUCAUUACGGUGUCCGGUUGCCUGCUGGACUACCAGUACAUUGAGGUGGUCAGCUCGGCCUUGCAGGUCUUUCUGGCGCUCUUCGGGUUUGUGUACGCCUGUUACGUCAGCAAGGUGUUCCUGGAUGACGAGGACAGCUUUGAUUUCAUUGGUGGGUUCGACUCGUAUGGCUACCAGCCCCCCCAGAAGACAUCACACCUCCAGCUACAGCCCCUGUACACCGCAGGGUAGGUGACAUCAGCCCACGGAUGGGAGACAAGAGAACCAACAGGGAAGAUCAGGAGGCUUGCCUCUGAGGGGGAAAUGCUGCAGCAUCUUUGCAAAAUUGUCUUACGUAGAAUUCUUUUGUUUCUGUGUAGCCUCUGAUUGUAACUUGAGAAAACUGUCUCAAGGAGCCCCCUGCUGUAGGCCUGGGGGAACUGCACCCAGUGCUGUGAUUGAACGAAUCUCAGGGCCCAUCUGAGAGACACUGUGGGUUGGAUCACUCUGCUUUUCUAACUGUGAUUAUGUCUGUUCUUUUGGCUUUUUUUACUCUGUGGUGGAGGUUUACGUGUGGUUCCCAUGGGUCUAGUUCAGGGAAUGGGGUCCGGGCCCGGGUGCGGCGUGGCGGGGCCAGGCCGAUCUCAGCUCGCUCCUUCUCGUCUCGCUCGCUCUCUCUCUCUCUCUCUCUCUCUCUCUCUCUUUCUCUCUCUCUCUCUCUCUCUCUCCUUAUUUUUAAAGAAAUGAAAGGUUUUAAAUGACAUAUUUAUUUUCACGUGAAGGACUGAAGCCUUUGCAUUAUGGCAGCUCAUCUUCCCGCUUGGCUCUCCAGUGAUGCUCAGGAGACGGUGGAGCUCCAGGCACGGCUCGCUGAGGGAGCACCAGCUCAGCCAGCUCCGCAGGGGUAGGGCUGGAAUGGCACAGAUGCCGGUGCUGAUGGAGGGGACUGGGUUUUAGGGCAAGGUCUGGAAACUGGAGACUUUCAAAGGUCAAACAACUUAUCCACACUGGACUGUGGAAUAAACUGACCUAUGACAUCUGACCCUUGACCUCUGCCUGCAUGGAGUCUCCUGCGAGCAUGUAGUUGUUACCUCAGAGCUGACGCGUCCCCUGCAGGUUAACGAGGAGGCUGAACGGCUGAACGGCACUCUGUGGGGUCAGGCGACAUUCUACAGAGUCCACUCCAGCCUGAACACGCGCUCCACACCUCUCCGUGUAUGGAGCAGAGGCACUUGUGGCUAGUUAUUUAUUUUGUUUGAUUACUUGUUUGGUUUCCUGUGCAAAUUCCAGACUUUUAUUUUUUAUUAUCUUAGCAUUUGAUGUUAACAUAGAUCAGUGAUUAGUGUUUCUGGGAAAAGUGAUGUAGGUUUGUGUGCAUGUAAAUAUUUGAGAAAGGUUUUUUUUUAUUGAAGCCUGUCACCUUGGAUACCUCUGACUCUGAUGCUUGUCUCUGUGCUGUGUCUCUUUCAUCUCAGCAUUCUUCAUUUUUCCAUCAAAGGCACCUCUUUCUCUCACCUGCAUUCUCUCCCUACCUGUCCAGUAUGCUUUCUAUCCCUGGGUGCAGGCGGCAGAGAGCAUACGAAGAGCAGAACUCAUACUGAGAGCAGUUGUGUGGAGGGAAUAGAUGGGAUCGCUUAAAGACUUAGCACAAGAGCUUGCAGUCUGCAUUGCAUGCCACACUUUUCUAUCGCCUUUCUGUGACAGUUGUAAAACUGUGUGUGUGUGUGUGUGUGUGUGUGUGUGUGUGUGUGCGUGUGUGUGCGUGUGUGUGUGCGUGCGUGUGCGUGCGUGUGCGUGUGUGUGCGUGUGUGUGUGUGCUUGAGUGACGUGUGCCACUGAAGAGACCAUACAGGGAGAUAGGAAUGGGAGAUUUGAGCUAUUGUGGAAUAAAAAAAAAUUGUUUCCAGUUA